ACCACAUCCUGUAAGUCACAUGCUCAGUGUUCCAGCUCAUGUCAACAUGGUUUUACCUACCUAUGUAUUUGUUGUUUGUAAAAUUAUUUUUCUGUUUUUUAUCUUUGUGGUUGGAGAAGCACAAGCUAAGGGAUUUCGUCGUUUUUAUGAAUUGCAGAUAGAUGUGUCCGACGAGCAAUGGUUUGUGCAGAAACUAGAUCACUUCAAUGGAGCAGAGGACAGAGUGUGGAAGCAGAGGUACUUUGUGAAUGAAUCCUUCUACAAACCGGGAGGGCCCGUGUUUCUUAUGAUCGGUGGAGAGGGUCCAGCCAAUCCAGCAUGGAUGCAACAUGGUACCUGGCUCACUUAUGCAGAGAAACUGGGAGCCAUCUGCUUCAUGUUAGAGCAUCGCUUUUAUGGAAGAAGUCAUCCUACAGUUGACCUGAGCACGGAGAACCUGCGGUUCCUCAGUAGCCGUCAGGCUUUGGCCGACCUGGCCCAUUUUCGUACUAUGAUGGCUGAGACCCGAGGACUGGUCAACCGCAAGUGGGUGGCCUUUGGGGGGUCUUACCCGGGUUCAUUAGCAGCUUGGUUCAGGCUGAAGUAUCCUCAUCUCGUGCAUACCGCUGUGGCCACCAGUGCACCAAUUCACGCCACAGUCAACUUUCCAGAGUACUUGGAGGUUGUGCACCGUUCUCUGGCUUCAGAAAACACUGACUGUCCUCUAUUGGUAAAAAAGGCUUCAGAUACCCUAAUAGAGAAACUCCGUGACCCCGCAACCUUUGAGAACAUCACCAAAGACUUCAACUUGUGCUCCAAACUAGAAAUUCAAACAGAGACAGACUCUGCCUAUUUUCUGGAAAUGCUUGCUGGCAACUUCAUGGAUGUGGUCCAGUAUAAUGAAGACAACAGGGCGUUUGAGGGUGUAGUGGGCACCAACAUCACAAUCAAGGUGCUCUGUGGGAUAAUGGCAGAUACAUCGCUUGGAGACCCGUAUGCCCGAUAUACCGCUGUGGCCCGCCUUAUGAUGGACACAUUUUCGUUGAAAUGUCUGGAUGUCAGCUUCAACAACAAUCUGAGAGACAUGACUAACACAUCCUGGGAUGGGCCGGCCGCAGGGGGAGGGAGACAGUGGGUCUACCAGACCUGCUCUGAAUUUGGAUUUUAUCAAAGCACUGACUCCCCAAACCAACCCUUUGGUGGUUUCCCUCUAGAGUAUCAUGUGAAACAAUGUGCAGACUUCUACAAUAUCACUGCUGAGCAACUUGCAGAGGCUGUGGCUGCAACCAAUGAGUAUUAUGGCAGCUAUAGUGUCUACUCCACUAGAAUAGUUUUCCCUAAUGGCGCCAUUGAUCCCUGGCAUGCACUGGGCAUCACUCAAGACAUCAGACCUGACCUUCCGGCUGUUUUCAUCAAAGGAACAGCCCAUUGUGCCGACAUGUACCCGGCCGACUCAAAGGAUCCCCUCCAGCUUACGCUUGCCAGAGAUCAAAUCUUCUUACAUCUGCAACAAUGGAUGAAGCAAUAAAUGCUACCAUCUUCCAAUUGCAAGUUUUGUGAUCGAAGUUCAGAUUAUUUUAAUUGCUUGGAGUGUAAGACAAAAUUUAUCUGAUGAUUAAAGAUUUUUAUGCACCCUAAUGUUUAUAUUCACGUCUGUAACGCUUCAGAGAUUUUGCCGUGUCACUGUGUUGCUUUUUCUGAUUGGAAAGCAAGAGGCCUUCCUAAAGAAACAAAUAAAAGCACAAUUUGAA
Syngnathus acus (greater pipefish) is the source of this 1730-nucleotide messenger RNA. RefSeq names its product serine protease 16 (gene prss59). Gene Ontology annotation, molecular function: dipeptidyl-peptidase activity; serine-type exopeptidase activity. Bases 20 to 1507 code for a protein of 495 amino acids. Gene Ontology annotation, biological process: proteolysis. The record is from RefSeq and is a predicted model, not a curated record. NCBI's taxonomy places the organism in Eukaryota, Metazoa, Chordata, Actinopteri, Syngnathiformes, Syngnathidae. The transcript is spliced from 9 exons.